AUGAUGCAACUUGAAGAAACUGAAUUGGUUAAUGUGGAUACUAAAUCAAAUUCAACUAUUCCAUUUAUUCAUGUCAAUGAGUAUAAUGAAACUAUAGAUCCAUCCAAAUACAAAAAUGAUGCAUAUGAACAUAUAAAUAAAUUAGUUCGUAAUUUCAUCAACUCUUAUAAUUUGAAUUAUGGGUUGAUUCUUUGCAUGAAAGGAUUAAGACAU
Molecule: messenger RNA, 213 nt
Organism: Racocetra persica
Lineage: Eukaryota; Fungi; Glomeromycota; Glomeromycetes; Diversisporales; Gigasporaceae
Source: the annotation of a GenBank genome assembly